This is a messenger RNA of Pochonia chlamydosporia 170, 3231 nucleotides long. Its product is annotated as ATP-dependent DNA helicase PIF1. NCBI's taxonomy places the organism in Eukaryota, Fungi, Ascomycota, Sordariomycetes, Hypocreales, Clavicipitaceae. Gene Ontology annotation, biological process: telomere maintenance; DNA repair. The record is from RefSeq and is a predicted model, not a curated record. Bases 1 to 3231 code for a protein of 1076 amino acids. Gene Ontology annotation, molecular function: DNA helicase activity. The transcript has 5 exons.
AUGGCUCCUCGAGACAACCACUUCGGGCAUCUCGAUGCCUGUUCCUGUCGGGAAGUGGUCUUCUGUCAUGCCUGCUGUUUUGAAUGGUAUCGCGACGACUAUGGCUUGAUGUGUCCAUAUUGUGAAAACGACAUAACAGAAAUUGUGAACCCAGAGAAUGACCCGCGACGUAUAGACACUGUGUCAAACUUGGCAUCGCCAGAACUCCUCCCCCUCCCCUCCGCAGAAGACUCGGGUACAGAUGAAGCUUACAUUGAAGAGCACCUGGACCUGCGCGACUUUCACUUCCGCAGAAGUACUCGAACUGGCCCGGCAAAUAGACACCAGGCUCCAUACAUUGAUUCAGUGUUGCAGCUGGUGCUAGACAUGGCUCAAAGAUUCAGUCAACUUCGACAAAAUGAAGGCAUGAGUCUAUUCCCUCGUUCAGACUACGGAUCCUACGCACCACGGAUCCAACGUCAUAUAUUCACGUCUGGGCCACCCGGUGGAGAAACCGGGUACGUUACGAUAUUCUCUGGCCCAGUCUAUGGUUCCCACAGCGCCAGCAGUAUUGUUGGUGAAGACCACCCCAACCGGGGGAGUAUUGAUCUCUUUCAAGCCUUGUCCAAUGCUAUCCGGGAUAUGUUACGGCCCCAAGGGGCAGGCGAAGUUGGCCCUCAACUUGGAUAUGCUGGACGCUUACAAGAGACUUUAAACCGUGUUAACCCGGCCAAUGCCACGACGCGCGAUGCUGUCUACUCUCAAGAGGCGCUUGAUCGGGUCAUUACCCAGCUUAUGGAAGCCAACUGGCAGUCAAGCGCUGCUCCACCAGCGUCCCCUGCAGCUAUCAACAACUUGGAGCGCAGAACUGUGGACAGGGAACUCCUUGGACCUGAGGGCAAGGUGGAAUGCUCGAUUUGCACAGAUGAAAUGAAGUCCCACGACAUGGGCCGUCUAAGAGGGCAAAUAGAACAACCUGCACUCAGAUCACCGCUCUGGAACGUAUCAAUCAUCCGAACAUCGUCACAGGUGCUGACUCCGAGAGCAUCAUGCCUCGUCGAUAAUGUUCAGCUGCUUCGUCGAUCGGCCGAAGACGCGAAACGCGACGCCAGGCAAUGGGCAGCGUCAGCUGGCGACACUGACUUCUCGGUUACACAUGCCGAUGAUGAGGGAGAAGGUGAGGGCGAUGAAGAGGCCGCCUCGGUUCACGAGUCUGACAGCAUCGGUAACACAACGCGUCUAAUUUACGUCAUAAGAAGUGCACUGGGGUCCAACCAGAUCACUGCCGGUUCGCCGGAGCUCAUGGCAACAAUGAAGCAGCUCUGCCACUUCCAGCUAUCAGCGCAGAGCUCGGCUGGUGGGCUCUACGCCACCGUAAUACCCGAACAAGGAGAAAGACAGAUCGGCAUACACGGAGGAAAUUUGUCCGGGGCCAAUAUACCACCGCAGGAUCAGGUCAAAGCCAUCAAGUCGCAACAGAUAUGUGCCUCCAGAGAGAGGGAACGGAUGAUCCAGGGCAUACAAAAUAUGGCGGUGGCCCACAAAACCGAGCAAGGUAUGGUGAUGCGAAAUGUGCUCAGUGGUUUCGGCGAGGAGGAUAUUGAGAUGAGGGGAGGAGCGGACUUGGAAGAAAGCACAAUCGCCCUCCUGAUCAUAUGCCGCCAGCUCGAUGUGAUACAACGCGGCGCCAGAGGCGAAGUCUGUCAGCUCUGUCAUUUUGUUGGGGGAGAAGGUGGCACGGGGAAGUCACGAGUCAUCGAAACGCUCGUUGAGCUCUUUGCAUGCAAAAGAAUAUCGAACAGUCUCUUGAUAACAGCGACUUCGGGGACGGCGGCAUCGCGAAUUAACGGCAUCACGAUCCACUCCGCCUGCGGGUUUUCCAAGGACCAAGCAGCAGGCACGAGCAUGGCCAAGGAUCUCGACGGCGUACGACUGGCGAAAGUGACGGAGCGAUUUAUUCAUGGCCAAACUCGAAUGGACUGGCAAGAGAAAGACCUCCUUGUCGUCGACGAGGUGAGCAUGCUGGGAGCCCAGAUGCUACGCGCGGUGAACGAGCAGCUCCGCCGACUCCGCGGCUCACAUCAAGACUUUGGGGGGAUCCCUAUCGUGCUCUUCUGCGGAGACUUUCAACAGUUCCGCCCAGUACAUGACAGGUCAAUCCUUUUGCCGAGCGUGGCCAUCUCGUGGGACGAAGACAACUCGUUCAAGGCCGAGCAACGACACCAACACGACAAGGCACAUGCGCUAUGGAAGAAAUUCACGACUGUCGUCAUGCUGGACGAACAAGUUCGCGCCGCCGGGGACCUGGAAUUGCAGCGCUUGCUGAAACGGAUUCGAUUGGGCGUGCAGGACAAAACGGAUCUGGAUCUCCUCAACUCAAGGUACUACCGAGAAGCUAAACGGAUUCCGUGGGAAACAGGGAUCACCGUGGUGACGCCACUGAACAGGAACCGGUGGAACCUCAACAUGGAGGCAGCUUUGUCAUUCCAGAUGCAGGAGCGGUCGAUGCGAAUCUUCUUAUCACAGCAUAAGUGGAACAAUGGACGGCGGACGGCGGAAGAAACCACCAUGAUGCUAAACCACGGGGACGAGAGUGCGAUACCAGUACCAGGGGUCUUCAUGUUCGUACCAGGGAUGCCUGUGGUCGUGAAUCGCAACACGCAUCAGGGCUUGAAGCUUGUCAACGGUGCCAGUUACACUGGGCUGGAGGUCAUCCUCGACAAGGCAUAUCCAGGACAUCGGAUCUCGGCCGACACGGUGAUCCACUUCGGACCACCAGCCGGGAUAAUUCUGGAGUCAGAAACGACAAAGGAUGUUCACUUCGUCGGGAUGCCACCAGGCACGAUGCUGUUGACGCCCGUGAGCGUCAUGAUACGGCGGCAGCGUAGUCGGCCGUGGCAGCAGAAGGACGUUAGUCGGAAAGGGCUGCCAUGCGCGGCGGCGUUCGCGUGCACAGAUUACAAAGUGCAGAGCAGGACGCUGGAGCGCGUAGCUCUGGAGCUGCGAGGGACGCGCACGACAACGGUCGACGGGCGCGUGGUGCCCUCGCAGUGCGAUCCCUACAGCCUGUAUGUGCAGCUAUCACGGUGCCGGUCAUUAGAUGGCAUGAUGCUCAUCUCGAAGGUGCGGGAAAGAGAUAUGGUGGGCAACCGGGUCCCACAGGCAAUGACUACGGCACAGGGCAGACUGGAUGAAUUGAGCACCAGAACAAUCGAAGAGGCACAGCGGUGGCUUGGUAAUGAUAAGGCAUGA